This is a messenger RNA of Emys orbicularis (European pond turtle), 2358 nucleotides long. RefSeq names its product connector enhancer of kinase suppressor of Ras 1 (gene CNKSR1). Gene Ontology annotation, molecular function: protein binding. NCBI's taxonomy places the organism in Eukaryota, Metazoa, Chordata, Testudines, Emydidae. Bases 1 to 2358 code for a protein of 785 amino acids. The record is from RefSeq and is a predicted model, not a curated record. The transcript has 21 exons.
AUGCUACAAACAGUCUGCGCUCUGCCCUGCAGGGUGACCAGUAUCUGCAGCACCACCAACCGCACAGGAGGGAAGAUACUGCUGGGCCUGGACAAGGCGCUGCAGAAGUAUCCCUUUGAGACGUGGUCCCUGACCGGGAACGAUUUGCUGCAGCUGUCCUAUCGGCGCUUGGAGGAACUGGGCCUGAGGCGUGUUGGCCAUCAGGAGCUCAUUCUGGAAGCUGUGGAGCAGCUGUGCGCGCUGAACUACGAGCUGGAGACCACCAGCCUGGGGACACUGACGGAGAAGCUGCAGCAAGUCGCUCGGACCACCCAGACCCUCAUCCUGAGCCGCAGGAAGGUGACCGCGUAUGAUGGAGAGGCCAUCGAGACGCCCUCCCCGGACCUCCUGGCCGGCAUCGCUGAGCUGAUCACGGCGGCCAAGGGGCUCUUCUCCUGGCUCAACAGGUAUCUCUUCUCUCACCUGAAUGAUUACUCAGCCAGCCGGGACAUUGUCUCGCUCUGCGGAGAGCUGGCCCAGAUCCUACAGAAGGACUGCAGAGUGUCUGAGAGAGAGAACCAGAUCCUGCUGAUUUGCAGGCACCUCGUGGGGAUCUGUGAGAACAUCUCGAGCUGCAGCCCGGCAGCCCUGCUGAACCAGACCGCCAUCUUGGAGAGCGUGGACCUUGUGCCCACCGAGCCAGAGGACAGUCUGGGCAUCGAGAUCAAAUCCACCAACUCCUGCCUCCACUUCAUAGCGGGAACCGCCACUGAGUCUCCAGCUGACCACUGCAGCCAGAUCCUGCCGGGGGAUGAGAUCGUUCAAGUCAACGGGCAGGUGGUGGUGGGUUGGACUCGAGUGAAUCUAGUGAAGAAAAUACUCGAAAAGCCAAACCAGGUGACGUUGGUGCUGAAGAAGAUUCCACUAACCUCUGUGGGGUCCCCGUGUUCCCCCAGGUCUCCAUGCCAUCAGGCACCUGGAAGCUUCUCGGAUGCUGCAGAAUCUCCUGGCUUAGAAAACAAUGACUCUCCAAUAAGCUUGGUCUCCCUGCCUUCCAGCGUGAUCGCCGGGCUGGACUCUGCGCUGGAUCUCGCCACUGACGAAGAGGAGGCGUUCGACUCAAGCCACCCCGGAGAGGAGACCAGGGACUUCCUACAGCGACUCCCCACUGAAGGCGCUUCAGCAGCCCCUACGUUGGAGAGCCAAGCUGUGGGGGCAGGAUUUGAAGGGCGCAGCUCCCCCGUUGCUGUCGCUCCAGCCAGACCCAGCACCUUGGAACUCGGAUCGAAGGAGUCCCCAGAGAACGGAAUUGGGAGCAGAAGUCGGGGACCAGAAUCUCCCGCUCUUCCAAACAAGAGCAGCACCAAGAGUUGCUCCAGGCAGAAAGGAGUGGCUACCAGGCUGAGCCGCCGGCGGGUGUCCUGUCGGGAGCUGGGCAAGGUGGACUGCGAUGGCUGGCUCCUGAAGAAGAAAGACCACGUGGGAUUCAUGUCCCAGAAAUGGAAACGCUGCUGGUUUGUGCUGAAGGGCCACGUUCUCUACUGGUACAACCAGCCCAGUGACGAGAAAGCCGUAGGCCUGAUCAACGUGUCGACCUACGACCUGGAAAGCACCCGGGAGCAGAAGAAGAAAUAUGUCUUCCAGCUCUGCCAUGAGACGUACAAACCUUUCAUCUUCGCAGCAGAGACUCUGGCUGAUCUGAGCAUGUGGGUGAGUGGUUUGAUCGCUGCAAAAACCAAAUACAAGCUGGCCCAGGAAUCGCUCCCGGCCAGAGAAGAAGACUGCUACAGUGAGACGGAAGCUGAGGAUCCUGACGACGACACUCCCAGGCCUAGCUCUGAGCUGCUGCCAAAGAGAAGGGAGCUGCUAACCACUCUGGAGAGAGCCCAGCCCGGUGCUGCAAUGGGGAGCCCCGACUCCACGGGCCCAGUGGGGAGCCCCCUGGGGAGCCCCGUCCCUGGCAGUGGCAGGCCCUGCUCGCCCCUGGACUCCCCUGGCGAGGAACUGGAGUCCCUGAUUCAGUGUCUGAAGCAAGGCGGGGUGUCUCUCAUCGGCACGCGCCAGCUCCUGACGCACGAGCAGUACCGCAAAUCCUUCAUCAAGCGCAACAAGAACCCCCAGAUCAACGAGAGAGUUCACCUGGUCCGGGCCCUGCAAAGCACACUCAAAGCGAAGGUGGCUGAGCUCCAGAUCCUCGAUCAGCUCCUGAACGACUCGGAACUGACCUCGGAGAAAUUCAGACACUGGAAAGAAGAGCAUCAGGAGUUAUACCAGGAAAUCCACCAGUGGUGGGCGCCCAGGCCCAGCCAGGCUGAAGGUCUCGAAGCAGAACUUGGCGCUGAAUCCAGUCCACAGGAAGCUGCCGGUGCGACGCCAUAA